AUGAACUACGCAUUGUUACAAAAAGCACUGCAUAAUUGUGCAAGCGUUGACCACCUCAAACGAAUCCAUGCACUAUGUGUGACACUAGGAUUUCUACACAAGCACAAUCUCCAACAACCUUUGUCAUGCAAGUUGCUUCAAAGUUACAAGAGUGUUGGAAAAACAGAACAAGCACAAAGGGUCUUCAAUCAGAUUCAAGAACCAGACAUAGUCUCAUGGACAUGCCUCCUAAACCUCUACCUCCAUUCUGGUCUUCCUACCAAGUCUCUUUUGGCGUAUUCACAUUUUGUGCGUAUGGGUCUAAGGCCUGAUAGCUUCGUUGUUGUUGCAGCUUUAUCCUCUUGUGGGCAUUGCAAGGAUUUGGUUAGAGGGAGGGUUGUUCAUGGAAUGGUGUUGAGGAACCAUUUGGAUGAAAACCAUGUUGUGGGUAAUGCUCUGAUUGACAUGUAUUGCAGAAAUGGGAUGAUUGGAGUGGCUGCAUUGGUUUUUGAGAAGAUGGGAUUCAGAGAUGUGUUUUCUUGGACUAGUUUGGUCAAUGGGUACAUACUUUGUAACAAUCUCGAUACUGCUCGUCGACUGUUUGAUGCAAUGCCUGAAAGAAAUGUGAUUUCUUGGACAGCUAUGAUAGUUGGGUGUGUUAAAGAAGGAGCACCAAUUCAGGCUUUGAAGCUGUUUAAGCAGAUGGAAGCUGAUGGCGAAGCUCCUCCUUGUGCAAAUUCAAUCGUGGCAGUGCUCUCCGGAUGUGCUGAUGUUGGGGCUCUUGAUUUUGGUCAGUGCAUACAUGGUUGUGUUCAGAAAACAAGCCUGAUCCUGGAUGUCACAGUGAGCAAUGCUAUGAUGGAUAUGUACUCAAAAAGUGGGAGGCUUGACUUGGCUGUAAGGAUAUUUGAUGAGAUCCUGAAGAAAGACCUGUUUUCAUGGACAACUAUGAUAUCAGGGUAUGCUUAUCAUGGAGAAGGACACCAUGCUUUGGAUGUUUAUUCUCGCAUGUUAGAAUCAGGGUUUACCCCAAAUGAGGUAACCCUGUUAUCAGUUUUAACUGCUUGUAGCCAUGCUGGACUAGUUGUGGAGGGGAAAGUUUUGUUCAGUAGAAUGAUUCAGUGCCAUUAUUUGAAGCCAAAGAUUGAGCACUAUGGAUGCAUAGUGGAUCUUCUUGGCCGAGCAGGGUUGCUGGAAGAAGCAAAAGAAGUGAUUGAGCUGAUGCCCAUUAGCCCUGAUGCUGCUAUAUGGAGAUCAUUACUUAAUGCUUGCUCAGUCCGGGGGAAUUUUAGAAUGGCUCAAAUAGCUGGAAAGAAGGUAAUUGAACUUGAACCAAAUGAUGAUGGCGUUUACAUGCUAAUAUGUAAUAUGUACUGUGCUGCUAGUAUGUGGAAGGAAGCAUCAGACAUAAGGAGGUUGAUGAGGAAAAGGAGGAUAAAAAAAAGGCCUGGGUGUAGUUGGGUUGACAUCAAUGGCGUUGUUCAAGAAUUCUUAGCUGAAGAGACAUCGCUUCACGUUAAUGCAGAGCUUUGUUUCUUGCUAAAAGGAAUCAAACAGCACAGAGAAACAUGUCUCUUUGCAAAUAUGUAAAGCUAGCUAGGUACUCGUUUAUACCCUCGUAUCUCAAUCCAAGAUUCUUUAGCAGGUGAAGUUUUUGUUCCAACUUUAUGUUCUGAUCAUUUGAGGCAACUCUUUUCUCAUCUUUUUAAAGUUUACUAGUUAAUACCUUUUUUGGUUACACACUAGUUACUACUAUGAUGGUUCCCUUUUCCACUGUUGUCUUGAUUUAUCCUUUAUAAGUCUAGAAUCGGUUUGGCAGUUUUGAGCAUUCAUUUGGUGCAGAUGAUUGUUUGGAGCUAAUCCCUGUGUUGAUCUCCUCCACAACUUUCCUUGUCAUGUUUGCCACACCACAGCUCUCUUGAUGGCAGUCCCAAAUCCGAGGUUUAUUUUGUGGACACAGUACACAUAAUGCAGUGGGAUGGUAGUGUCAUCAUUAGGCCCCAUGAAAAUUGUGUUAAAUUUGUUUCUCGAUUGGUUGUUUGCAUAAAGAUAUAUGUAUGUCUUUUGGUACAAGAUUCGUGAAAAUAUUUAGAAAUCAGAACUCAAAACAGACAAUACACUGCAUAGCAUUACAAACCCCACUUACAUAAAUUAGGGAAUCUGGGUCUUGACACAAUUUAACACACUUGAAGAAGUUUGACCAUUGAGUCAUAUUGCUCAUUGUGAUUAUAUUUA
Gastrolobium bilobum is the source of this 2214-nucleotide messenger RNA. RefSeq names its product pentatricopeptide repeat-containing protein At2g22410, mitochondrial-like. The record is from RefSeq and is a predicted model, not a curated record. Lineage: Eukaryota; Viridiplantae; Streptophyta; Magnoliopsida; Fabales; Fabaceae. Bases 1 to 1569 code for a protein of 522 amino acids. Gene Ontology annotation, molecular function: RNA binding; protein binding. The transcript has 2 exons. Gene Ontology annotation, biological process: RNA modification.